AUGAGCUCCGACGCGGAGAUGGCGGUUUUUGGGGAGGCUGCCCCUUUCCUCCGGAAGUCGGAGAAAGAGCGGAUCGAGGCCCAGAAUAAGCCUUUCGACGCCAAGUCCUCUGUCUUUGUGGUGGAUGCUAAGGAGUCCUAUGUGAAAGCCGUGGUGCAAAGCAGGGAAGGCGGGAAGGUGACAGCCAAGACUGAAGGUGGUACUAGCGUCACAGUUAAGGACGACCAAGUCUUCUCCAUGAACCCCCCCAAGUACGACAAGAUCGAGGACAUGGCCAUGAUGACCCACCUGCAUGAGCCCGCCGUGCUGUACAACCUCAAAGAGCGCUACGCAGCCUGGAUGAUCUACACCUACUCGGGCCUCUUCUGUGUCACCGUCAACCCCUACAAGUGGCUGCCGGUGUAUAACCCCGAGGUGGUGGCCGCCUACCGAGGCAAAAAGCGCCAGGAGGCCCCGCCCCACAUCUUCUCCAUCUCCGACAACGCCUAUCAGUUCAUGCUGACCGAUCGUGAAAACCAGUCCAUCUUGAUCACCGGAGAAUCCGGGGCAGGGAAGACGGUGAACACCAAGCGGGUCAUCCAGUACUUCGCAACAAUUGCAGUCACUGGGGAGAAGAAGAAGGAGGAAGCUACUUCCGGCAAAAUGCAGGGGACACUGGAAGAUCAGAUCAUCAGUGCCAACCCGCUGCUGGAGGCCUUUGGCAACGCCAAGACCGUGAGGAACGACAACUCCUCCCGCUUGGGUAAAUUCAUCAGGAUCCAUUUUGGUGCCACAGGCAAACUGGCUUCUGCAGAUAUUGAAACGUAUCUGCUAGAGAAGUCCCGAGUUACUUUCCAGCUAAAGGCUGAAAGAAGCUACCACAUAUUUUAUCAGAUCAUGUCCAACAAGAAACCAGAGCUUAUUGAGAUGCUCCUGACCACCACCAACCCGUAUGACUUCGCCUUCGUCAGUCAGGGAGAGAUCACAGUGCCCAGCAUUGAUGACCAGGAAGAGUUGAUGGCCACAGACAGUGCUGUGGACAUCCUGGGUUUCAGCGCUGAUGAAAAGGUGGCCAUUUACAAACUGACAGGGGCUGUAAUGCAUUAUGGGAACAUGAAAUUCAAGCAAAAGCAACGGGAAGAGCAAGCUGAGCCCGAUGGCACGGAAGUUGCUGACAAGGCCGCCUAUCUGACAAGUCUCAACUCUGCUGACCUGCUCAAAGCCCUCUGCUACCCCAGGGUGAAGGUCGGCAACGAGUACGUCACCAAGGGUCAGACUGUGCAGCAGGUGUACAACUCAGUGGGUGCCCUGGCCAAGGCCGUCUACGAGAAGAUGUUCCUGUGGAUGGUCACCCGCAUCAACCAGCAGCUGGACACCAAGCAGCCCAGGCAGUACUUCAUCGGGGUGCUGGACAUCGCUGGCUUCGAGAUCUUUGAUUUCAACAGCCUGGAGCAGCUGUGCAUCAACUUCACCAACGAGAAGCUGCAGCAGUUCUUCAACCACCACAUGUUCGUGCUGGAGCAGGAGGAGUACAAGAAGGAGGGCAUCGAGUGGGAGUUCAUUGACUUCGGGAUGGACCUGGCUGCCUGCAUCGAGCUCAUCGAGAAGUGGCUGGACAAGAACAAGGACCCCCUGAAUGAGACGGUGGUCGGGCUGUACCAGAAGUCUGGCCUAAAAACCCUGGCUUACCUCUUCUCGGGGGCACAAACUGCUGAAGCAGGUAUGUUAGCAUCCAUCUCCUCCAAGAAUCAUACACACACAAAUAAAUUUCUGGUUAUCAUAGACAGAAUACAGGAGAAUUUAAAUAAGCUGAUGACCAACUUGAAGAGCACUCACCCCCACUUUGUACGCUGUCUCAUUCCCAAUGAAACUAAAACCCCAGGGGCCAUGGAGCACGAGCUUGUGCUGCACCAGCUGAGGUGUAAUGGUGUGCUGGAAGGCAUCCGGAUCUGUCGGAAGGGGUUCCCCAGCAGAAUCAUUUAUGCAGACUUCAAACAGAGAUACAAGGUUCUAAAUGCAAGUGCCAUCCCGGAGGGUCAGUUCAUCGACAGCAAGAAGGCUUCAGAGAAGCUGCUGGGGUCUAUUGACAUUGACCACACCCAGUACAAAUUCGGUCACACCAAGGUUUUCUUUAAAGCUGGCCUACUGGGAACUCUAGAGGAGAUGCGAGAUGACAAGCUGGCUCAGCUCAUCACACGCACGCAAGCCAUGUGCAGAGGGUACCUGAUGAGAGUGGAGUUCAAGAAAAUGAUGGAAAGGAGAGAGUCCGUCUUCUGCAUCCAGUACAAUGUCCGCGCCUUCAUGAAUGUGAAGCACUGGCCCUGGAUGAAGCUGUACUUCAAGAUCAAGCCCCUGCUCAAGAGCGCAGAGACGGAGAAGGAGAUGGCCAACAUGAAGGAAGAAUUUGAGAAGGCCAAGGAAGACCUGGCUAAAUCAGAGGCCAAAAGGAAAGAGCUCGAAGAAAAGAUGGUAGCGCUGAUGCAAGAGAAAAAUGACUUGCAACUCCAAGUUCAAUCUGAAGCAGAUGGCUUGGCUGACGCAGAGGAGAGAUGCGACCAGCUGAUCAAAACCAAGAUCCAGCUGGAGGCCAAGAUCAAAGAGGUGACAGAGAGGGCUGAGGACGAGGAAGAGAUCAACGCCGAGCUGACGGCCAAGAAGAGGAAGCUGGAGGAUGAAUGCUCCGAGCUCAAGAAAGACAUAGACGACCUUGAGCUGACACUGGCCAAGGUGGAGAAGGAGAAACAUGCCACGGAGAACAAGGUGAAAAACCUCACCGAGGAGAUGGCAGGCCUGGACGAGACCAUCGCCAAGCUGACCAAGGAGAAGAAGGCCCUCCAGGAGGCCCACCAGCAGACCCUGGAUGACCUGCAGGCCGAGGAGGACAAAGUGAACACUCUGACCAAGGCCAAGAGCAAGCUGGAGCAGCAAGUGGAUGAUCUGGAAGGCUCUCUGGAACAAGAAAAGAAACUUCGCAUGGACUUAGAAAGAGCCAAGAGAAAGCUGGAGGGAGACCUGAAAUUGGCCCAAGAAUCCACAAUGGACAUAGAAAAUGACAAACAGCAACUGGACGAGAAACUCAAAAAGAAAGAGUUUGAAAUGAGCCAUCUGCAAAGCAAGAUUGAAGAUGAACAGGCCCUUGGUAUGCAGCUGCAGAAGAAGAUCAAGGAGCUGCAGGCUCGCAUUGAGGAACUGGAGGAGGAAAUCGAGGCAGAGCGGGCUUCCAGGGCCAAAGCCGAGAAGCAGCGCUCUGACCUGGCCAGGGAGCUGGAGGAGAUCAGCGAGCGGCUGGAAGAAGCCGGAGGGGCAACGUCCGCCCAGAUUGAGAUGAACAAGAAGCGGGAGGCGGAGUUCCAGAAAAUGCGCAGGGACCUGGAGGAGGCCACCCUGCAGCACGAGGCCACCGCGGCCACCCUGAGGAAGAAGCACGCGGACAGCGUGGCCGAGCUCGGGGAGCAGAUCGACAACCUGCAGCGGGUCAAGCAGAAGCUGGAGAAGGAGAAGAGCGAGAUGAAGAUGGAGAUCGAUGACCUUGCCAGCAACAUGGAGACGGUCUCCAAAGCCAAGGGAAACUUUGAGAAAAUGUGCCGCACCCUAGAGGACCAGCUUAGUGAAGUGAAAACCAAGGAAGAAGAGCAACAACGCUUAAUCAACGAGCUGUCCACCCAGAAGGCGCGGUUACACACAGAGUCAGGUGAAUUCUCACGCCAGCUAGAUGAGAAGGAUGCUAUAGUUUCUCAACUGUCGCGGAGUAAACAAGCAUUCACACAACAAAUCGAAGAACUAAAGAGGCAGCUAGAAGAGGAAUCUAAGGCCAAGAACGCCCUGGCCCACGCCCUGCAGUCCUCGCGCCAUGACUGUGACCUGCUGCGGGAACAGUUUGAGGAGGAGCAGGAGUCCAAGGCCGAGCUGCAGCGGGCCCUGUCCAAGGCCAACAGUGAGGUGGCCCAGUGGAGGACCAAAUACGAGACGGAUGCCAUCCAGCGCACAGAGGAGCUGGAGGAGGCCAAGAAGAAGCUGGCCCAGCGUCUCCAGGAUGCCGAGGAGCACGUGGAGGCCGUGAACGCCAAAUGCGCUUCCCUCGAGAAGACGAAGCAGCGGCUCCAGAACGAGGUGGAGGACCUCAUGCUGGACGUGGAGAGAACCAACGCGGCCUGCGCGGCGCUGGACAAGAAGCAAAGGAACUUUGACAAGAUCCUGGCAGAAUGGAGACAGAAGUACGAGGAGACGCAGGCGGAACUGGAAGCCUCUCAGAAGGAGGCCCGCUCCCUCAGCACCGAGCUGUUCAAGGUGAAGAACGCCUACGAGGAGUCCCUGGACCACCUGGAGACCCUGAAGCGCGAGAACAAGAACCUGCAGCAGGAGAUUUCUGAUCUGACGGAGCAAAUCGCAGAAGGAGGAAAGCAUAUUCAUGAGUUGGAGAAAGUAAAGAAACAGAUUGAUCAAGAGAAGAGUGAACUGCAGGCAGCCCUCGAGGAAGCAGAGGCAUCUCUGGAACAUGAGGAAGGCAAAAUUCUUCGCAUCCAGCUUGAGCUAAAUCAGGUAAAGUCUGAGAUUGACCGGAAAAUUGCUGAGAAAGAUGAAGAAAUUGACCAGCUGAAGAGGAACCACAUCCGCGUGGUGGAGUCCAUGCAGAGCACGCUGGAUGCCGAGAUCAGGAGCAGGAACGACGCCCUCAGGGUCAAGAAGAAGAUGGAGGGAGAUCUCAACGAGAUGGAGAUCCAGCUGAACCAUGCCAACCGCCAGGCUGCGGAGGCAAUCAGGAACUUCAGAAACACACAAGGAAUACUGAAGGACACUCAGCUACAUUUGGAUGAUGCCCUCAGAGGCCAAGAUGACCUUAAAGAGCAACUGGCCAUGGUGGAGCGCAGAGCCAAUCUGAUGCAAGCUGAGAUUGAAGAGCUAAGGGCAUCCCUGGAACAGACGGAGAGGAGCAGGAAGGUGGCAGAACAAGAGCUGCUGGAUGCCAGUGAGCGCGUGCAACUCCUGCACACCCAGAACACCAGCCUGAUCAACACCAAGAAGAAGCUCGAGACGGACAUCUCCCAACUGCAAGGAGAGAUGGAGGACAUUGUCCAGGAAGCCCGCAACGCAGAAGAGAAGGCCAAGAAGGCCAUCACCGAUGCGGCCAUGAUGGCCGAGGAGCUGAAGAAGGAGCAGGACACGAGUGCCCACCUGGAGCGGAUGAAGAAGAACCUGGAGCAGACGGUGAAGGACCUGCAGCACCGGCUGGAUGAGGCGGAGCAGCUGGCCCUCAAGGGGGGCAAGAAGCAGAUCCAGAAGCUGGAGGCCAGGGUGAGGGAGCUUGAAAAUGAGGUUGACAAUGAACAGAAGCGCAAUGUUGAAACUGUCAAGGGUCUUCGCAAACAUGAGAGAAGAGUGAAGGAGCUCACCUACCAGACCGAGGAGGACCGCAAGAAUGUUCUCAGGUUGCAGGACUUAGUAGACAAACUACAAACCAAAGUUAAAGCUUACAAGAGACAAGCCGAAGAGGCGGAGGAGCAAUCCAACGUCAACCUGGCCAAGUUCCGCAAGAUCCAGCACGAGCUGGAGGAGGCCGAGGAGCGGGCCGACAUUGCCGAGUCCCAGGUCAACAAGCUGCGGGUCAAGAGCCGGGAGGUGCACACCAAGGUCAUCAGUGAAGAGUGA
Echinops telfairi (small Madagascar hedgehog) is the source of this 5625-nucleotide messenger RNA. Its product is annotated as myosin-4. The coding region runs from base 1 to 5625 and encodes 1874 amino acids. The transcript is spliced from 37 exons. Lineage: Eukaryota; Metazoa; Chordata; Mammalia; Afrosoricida; Tenrecidae. Gene Ontology annotation, molecular function: cytoskeletal motor activity; ATP binding; actin filament binding. The record is from RefSeq and is a predicted model, not a curated record. Gene Ontology annotation, cellular component: myosin complex.